Messenger RNA from Acanthaster planci (crown-of-thorns starfish), 643 nucleotides. RefSeq names its product ribosomal protein L37 (gene rpl37). NCBI's taxonomy places the organism in Eukaryota, Metazoa, Echinodermata, Asteroidea, Valvatida, Acanthasteridae. Gene Ontology annotation, biological process: translation. The record is from RefSeq and is a predicted model, not a curated record. Gene Ontology annotation, cellular component: ribosome; cytosolic large ribosomal subunit. Gene Ontology annotation, molecular function: structural constituent of ribosome; RNA binding.
CCCAGUAUGAAAUAGAAAUAAAUGUUUUGUUUUUGUGUUGGGGAGGAUAUUAUUUUUCUGCCCAUUUUUAAUGUGAUAAAAGAGACCAAGGGUACAUCCAGUUUUGGUAAACGGCACAACAAGACCCACACAUUCUGCCGGCGAUGUGGGCGCCGUAGCUACCACAUUCAGAAGAAGCGGUGUGCAAGCUGUGGCUAUCCUGCCAAAAAGAUCCGCAGUUAUAAUUGGAGCAUGAAGGCAAAGAGAAGAAAGACCACUGGCACCGGCCGCAUGCGCUACUUGAAGAUUGUUCACAGGAGGUUCAAGAAUGGUUUCCGUGAGGGGACCAAGCCUAAACCCAAGCAGCGUGGGGGUGCCGCAGCAAAGUCUUAGACCGGUAACCAGGACUCCAUCAUCGUAACAACAAACGCAUCUGAUCAGCGGCGCUCCGUCAGGAGCAGCCAGUCCUUGAACUUACUGGUCCAUCAUUACUCACAACCCAGCUUGAUGGCUCUCGUGCUCUCAAGGGUUAAUCCAAGAAUGAAAUCUUUAUGACUUCAACAUUUGUAAAGUUCUGUUUGUUGCCGUCAUCUGCAUUGAAUUGGGUCAAAUCCAAUUAUUACGGCAGGAGAUAGCUAAUAAAUCGGUUGGUGAUGUAAAAAUA